This is a messenger RNA of Colletotrichum aenigma, 1077 nucleotides long. RefSeq lists its product as uncharacterized. The transcript has 5 exons. The record is from RefSeq and is a predicted model, not a curated record. Bases 1 to 1077 code for a protein of 358 amino acids. Lineage: Eukaryota; Fungi; Ascomycota; Sordariomycetes; Glomerellales; Glomerellaceae.
AUGGCCCUCGUGGCGUGGGUUCUAUCCAUCGCCUACAGUGCCACAGCCCUCGUGAUGCAACACUUUGGUGGAGGAUAUCACGUUUACGAAAUAUCGAAGGAGAACCUCGUCGGAUUCAAGAAGCUGAACUCCUCUCUGGGGCUGUACGCCGACACCCUCGUGUACGGCCCAAACUCCUUCUUCACCAAGCUCACCCUACUUCUCAUCGUUACGAGGGUUUUCAGAACCUACAAGAAGACUGUGAUAGCUACCUACGCCGUCAUCGUAUUCAUGAUUGGAUAUUACGCGCCUGUCCUCGUAAUAAAGACACUAAUCUGCCGUCCCAUCGCCGGCUUCUGGGAUCCGGACUUACCGGCGGACUGCUUCAACCAGCGUGCCGUAUUCGUCGCGGAUACGGCCGUCAGCGCCGUGACCGACCUCGCAGUUCUGACUAUCCCGAUACCCGUAGCCGUAACGCUCAGAAUGUCCUGGUCGAAGAGACUGAAGGUACUCGCCAUGCUUAGUGCGGGAGGGUUAGCCACGGCGGCGAGCAUUGUCCGCAUGAUUCUCGUGGUACAGCUGCAAAAGUCGAACGAUGAGCCGGUGGAUUUCAUCCGUUUCAAUCUUCUCGGAACAGCCGAAGUAAGUAUCGGCAUGAUCUGCGCGUGCCUCCCAGCUGUCAACAUUCUGGUAAUGCGCCGGUGCGACUUUACACCGAACUCAAGCCGGGCCACGAGAAAUUUCUUUGCGCCCAUUGAGUUGAAGUUUUUGAAAGGAAGCAAGCUUCAAACGCAGCACCUGACAGGCGUCUUGAGGACUAGUGAGCUGGGCAUGGAGUCUUCGUCGGUGAACCCCUCCGAGCAGGUUUCACAAGGAACACAGGUGAUGCAUGAGCCGAGAGACUUCGUCUUUCCGUUUGAAAGGCUGAGCCGGAUUGAGUCGAUACCACUGCGAAACCCAGAAUCGGGGAGACCUGAUAGUUGGUACACCAAGGUUACUUCGCCGACGUUUUCGGGUCCUUCGUCACCGGAAUGGGCUCGGAAGGGUGCUGAUGAGAACAUACGGCAAUUAGAGUCAGGUGAUAGACGGGACACUUAG